This is a messenger RNA of Danaus plexippus (monarch butterfly), 518 nucleotides long. RefSeq names its product A-kinase anchor protein 14-like. The record is from RefSeq and is a predicted model, not a curated record. Bases 9 to 308 code for a protein of 99 amino acids. Lineage: Eukaryota; Metazoa; Arthropoda; Insecta; Lepidoptera; Nymphalidae. The transcript is spliced from 2 exons.
CUCUCAACAUGCAACGACAUCUUUUUAUACUUUUGUCAGUGACUGUGCUGGCUUCAGCUGCACCAGUUCCUGGAUACUUCCAUGAGACAGUGCAUGCACCACUAAUCCACCCUGUGGUUCACGCACCCUUUAUACACUCAGCGCCCAUAGUGCAUCACGCGCCCAUAAUACAUUCGGCGCCCAUAGUCCAUCACGCGCCCAUAAUACAUUCGGCGCCCAUAGUACAUCAUUCCCUGCCAGUAGUCCAUGGGGUGCAUGCCCCCAUCGUCAAAUAUAAGCUAAAGUCACAUUACCAUCUCUUCGGAUAAUGGAGUUAUCACUGUCAUUUUAUUACUUUGUACAACUUAUAUAAGAAAUUUUAUUAAUUUAAUUAUGUAUAUUACUUUCAAAUAAUAGUUUAUAUCUUUAAAUUAACAAAGACUGUUUAUUAUUUUACAAAAGUAAUAAUUACAAUUUGUUACCCAUUUUUAUAUAAUUCAAUAUUUUAUGAUGUUUUAAUAAAUAAGAAGUUCAUUAGU